Penicillium coprophilum is the source of this 735-nucleotide messenger RNA. RefSeq names its product acetoacetate decarboxylase family protein. The coding region runs from base 1 to 735 and encodes 244 amino acids. The record is from RefSeq and is a predicted model, not a curated record. The transcript has a single exon. Lineage: Eukaryota; Fungi; Ascomycota; Eurotiomycetes; Eurotiales; Aspergillaceae. Gene Ontology annotation, molecular function: lyase activity.
AUGCCUUUCGGAACUCUCCCCGUCAAAGCUGAUGCCAUCCCCCAAUUUGCUCCCCCGUACGCGCCGAUGCCCUAUCAUUACAGCGAUGUAACUUUCCUUAAGAUCUCCUACCGAGUCACACCUGCAAGUAUCAGCCAUCUGGUUCCCGAUGUCCUCGAGCUAGAAGAUGAACCAUUGGUUUCUGCCAUGCUAGUCGACUAUGGCAUGAGCACCUUGGGCCCAUACAAAGAGUACAUUCACUCCGUCGACGUGACCUACAAAGGCAAAGUCUCUAGCUUUUUCCUCCUUGUGCUUCUAAACAACGAAUCCGGCACCUUCGUCGGCCGUGAGCAAUACGGCUACCCCAAGCGUUUCGGAUAUCCUUUCUUCAACAUGGAGACUGGAUCAAACAUAAUAGAGGGCUAUGUCGAGAAGCCGCUUGGGCAGAAGAUCAUCAAAUUCAAUUUCACUCCAUCGAGCAUCCUUCCCACGGAGGACCAGGCUGUCAAGGUGUUAAAUCUUCGCGUCAUUCCCUCGCCGCUGGACGGUCAGCCGCCAUCGGUGAAAGAGCUGGUUCCCGCAGUCAUGGAAAUCAAACCAAAUGAAAUCUGGGUUGGGUCUGGAUCUAUCUCUUUCCCGGAACCUUCUGCGUUUGAUUUUAUGCAUCAACUGGAAAUCCUCCGCUACGAGCCAGCUGUGCUGAUUCGUCGAGCGACGACUGUGCUUCAACCUCCCACUGAAGUGUUUCCGUUGUAA